UUUUUACUACUGCUCAACAGAGUCUAAUUUUUAGACUAAUGAAGUGCGGAAGGUAAAAAAAUAAAAAAAUAAGAAAAAAAAGAAAAAAAAAAAACACUAUUACUGCUAAGAAGUUCAGCAGCGCUUCGUAUUUGAUUUUUACCCAUGUCUCUCAAAUUCAUUCAAGGAAACCCCGUAAGUAUAUAAGCAUAUAAUUAGCGAGGAAUCACACGUCAAUAAACCAACGCGAAUCCGAUCUAAAUACUUCACGUAAAAAUGUCUUUCAUAAAAAAAGAAGAGGAAGAAGUAGAUUUCGUGAAUGUCAAAGAAAGUAUUGAAACAAUUGUCGAGUCAUUUUUAAAACAGUUAGCAGAUCCCAGCAAAACACCUGCAUUCCUAAGUCUUUCAAAAAGAAAGUCGAAUGGCCGCGUUUCCUCAUUCAAAAAUAGUCUCUCUAAAACUACUCGUCCUAAAAAAUACAAUAUAAUUAAGCACCCGGCAAAGGUUGCUCAAAUUUUACAGGUCUUGGAUUGUAUACACGAGGCCAUCGACACAGAAAGCGUGGUUACCAAAAGAGACAUAUUUUAUCACGAUGUUCAAUUAUUCAAAAGACAGGCAGUUGUUGACGAAUUGAUCGAAGACAUUGCCUGCACUAUAGGUUGUCCUAGAUCAGCACUAAAUGUGGAAGCAUCCGGAAAAGGGCUCGUUUACGGUCCUCUAACCAUAAAUCUGCAAGAAGGAGUCAAGCUGGAAACAUCCAAGCCGACCUUGAUUAGCUACCACCCAAUAUCCUCAAUAGAUUCUACGGCAAAAUGGGUUUUAGUAAUUGAAAAAGAAGCAGUGUUUCAAACCCUCGUAGAGCGUGGGCUAGAAGAUAUAAUACUUAUUACGGCAAAGGGAUUUCCUGAUAUGUCCACCAGAAAAUUGUUGCUCGAAAUCACAAAAUAUCUACCAGAACUGCCUAUAUUUGGAAUUUUUGAUUGGGACCCCUAUGGAAUUUUAAUAUAUUCUUGCUACAAACAUGGUUCGAAGGCUAGUGGCUAUGAAAGUUCCAUACUACUGCCUCAGUUACAAUUUCUGGGUCCCUUUUACCAAGAUAUAUUUCCAAAAAAUUACAGCUAUUCUCUUUCUUUAGGGAAGCGUGAUGUUAAAGUUGCCAGCAACUUGCUUCAAUCCGAUUGUUUACGCUACGAACCCCAUAUGCGUGAACAACUACAGAGGAUGCUUUUCCUACAGAAAAAGGCAGAAUUGCAAGCAAUACCAAACCUUUUUAAGUGGGUUGAACAAAAAUUACUCGAAACCAAGUGGAAAUCUUAA
Messenger RNA from Schizosaccharomyces cryophilus OY26, 1296 nucleotides. Its product is annotated as endonuclease Rec12. Gene Ontology annotation, biological process: meiotic DNA double-strand break processing; reciprocal meiotic recombination; meiotic DNA double-strand break formation. The transcript has 5 exons. Gene Ontology annotation, cellular component: nuclear chromosome. NCBI's taxonomy places the organism in Eukaryota, Fungi, Ascomycota, Schizosaccharomycetes, Schizosaccharomycetales, Schizosaccharomycetaceae. The record is from RefSeq and is a predicted model, not a curated record. The coding region runs from base 256 to 1296 and encodes 346 amino acids. Gene Ontology annotation, molecular function: ATP binding; DNA topoisomerase type II (double strand cut, ATP-hydrolyzing) activity; DNA binding.